Messenger RNA from Anthonomus grandis grandis, 7776 nucleotides. Its product is annotated as protein kinase C-binding protein NELL1-like. The record is from RefSeq and is a predicted model, not a curated record. The coding region runs from base 612 to 3452 and encodes 946 amino acids. Gene Ontology annotation, molecular function: protein binding; calcium ion binding. The transcript is spliced from 14 exons. NCBI's taxonomy places the organism in Eukaryota, Metazoa, Arthropoda, Insecta, Coleoptera, Curculionidae.
AAGAUGUUCUAGCACAUAUAAGUCCGAAACUGUUUGCAACGUGGUUUCAAACUGGUCAUACGCAACUGCGAUAUACAUCAAACUAGUUUCAAACCAUCCCAAAAUUCCUGCUAGAACAAACCUAUUAUUAUCUAUUUCUAUUCUGAUUCCGCUAUAUUUUUCUACCCUUAGAACUUGCGUACCGUGAGUAAUAACAUAUAUCUGGUGAUUUCUACAUCAACAAAUUAUGCAAAAACAUUCAUCGGCAAAGGGGUGGCCCCUUGCUGCACCACGACGUCCACAACAGCAAAAGACAGAUGGAAGAAGAACCGAUUCACGAUUCACCCCCACCGUCCGUCGUCGUCUGACGCCGCGACGGCUCGGCCGUCCUGUCCUGCGUCGAAGCGCCCCGACGAUGGUGCGUCGGCAACGCGCCGGCCGGCACUUGAUCCGUCAAGUCAGUCCAGUGUCGCUCCGACUGUCGCCGACGCUGUUUUCAUCGAAAAACGCGCGCGCCGCCGUCUCCCGAGCCGUCGCGGAUUGUCGUGCCGCCUUUUUGCCGCCCUUAGCCGCCGCCGCCCUGCCAUGGGCCUUCGGCCGCCCGCCGCCCUUCUCGGCUAGAUCGCCCCAGCAUGGCCCUGCUCACCUGGACGCUCAUCGCGGUGUUCCUGCUGUGCAGCAGCCACCGGCAGCUGACCCAAGUUAACGGCUUGGGGUCAGUAGCCGGCUCUCCCGGCCCUCCGCUUCAGUCAAUGGACCUGCUAGCCUCAAUGGGACUGUCAAACGUAUCGUGGCCGGGGGUGUCUUUAGCCCCCGGUUUUCUUAAAGGCAAACCCGCUUAUUUAUUAGAAGGAAAUCGCCAUGAUCUUCGUCUACCAGAAGACGCGUUUCGGGAAGCAGCCGCACUUCUGCAGCGAGGAUCCGAAUUUACUAUUGGUGCGUGGCUACGGCAAGAAGUUGAAAAUACGGGUACAAUAUUUAGCGUUUCAAGUGGCCCUAUUAGAUUUUUAGAGGUACAAUCAAGCGGCCGCAGAAACGAAAUUCGCCUACACUACACAUCUCUCCAAGACAGAAGGAUAUACAUGGAGAGCUUUCACUAUAGAUUAGCGGACAAUAUGUGGCACCAUCUAGCGGUCACUGUUAGUGGGUCACAGGUCGAAUUAUUGGUUGACUGUCAUCCGCUUUAUAAAACGGUCCUAAGGCCUGGACAGCCUGAUAGGAACGUCACUGAUCACCAUCAAAUUUGGAUCGGUCAGAGACAUAAUCAUUAUUUCUUUAAGGGUUUUUUACAAGACGUGAGAUUAAUAGAGGGCUCCCAUGGAGUCUUGGCUGUGUGUCCUCAAUUGGACGUGACCUGUCCCACUUGCGGACAAUUUUUGAGUGUUCAGACUGCUGUACAGAAUUUGGAGCGUAAACUCCUCGAGCUUUCCCAAAGGUUAGCACACGCUGAAUUGAGACUUACCAGGGUUGAAGAUUGUGAUUGUCAGAAAUCCUGUAAAACAAAUGACACCAUCCAUGCGGAUGGUUCCACGUGGCAAACUGGUUGUGAAGUGUGUUCAUGUAAGGGAGGUAAUAUAUCAUGCAAUCCAGUAGAAUGUGCACCCACAUAUUGUAAGAAUCCAAUAAAACUGGAUGGACUAUGUUGUCAGACAUGUUUGAAACAAUGCUAUUUCAAUGGUCAACUUUAUGACCACGACGAGGUGGUAACUGUAGAAAAAUGUAAAGACUGCAAGUGUAUCGAUGGCUCUAUGGACUGCAAGGUUUACGACCCCAAAGACUGCCCGGUAUUAAACUGCGCUCUGGAUCAACAAAUUCGAGUUUCUGGAAGCUGUUGCCCGAUCUGUAAAGGAGUCGAUUAUUGUGCCAAGGGUCAUUUCUGCCACUCUAACGCUACCUGCCGGAACUUACAAACAACUUACGCUUGUCAAUGUGAUCAAGGCUUCAGAGGGGACGGCCGGAUGUGUACUGACAUAGAUGAAUGCCAACAAGAAGGAGGUAGAGAAGGACACCACUGCCACUCAAACACUCGCUGCGUAAACACUCCUGGCUCGUACGAGUGCCAAUGUAUAGAUGGUUACGUGCGAGUGGAUCGGUUUAAUUGUGCAGAACUAGACGAAUGCUCAACAGGCGCACAUAAUUGUGAUUUAAAUGCUGAUUGUGUCAAUACUGAAGGCAGCUACAAGUGUCAAUGUAGAGAAGGAUAUGAGGGAGAUGGAUAUCAAUGCAGCCCGAUUUGCAUGCCAAAGUGUUUAAAUGGUGGUGUAUGUCUUAAGCCAGGACAGUGUUCUUGUCCAGGCGGUUAUACCGGCACAUCGUGUGAAAGAGAUUUGGAUGAAUGUGCUGCAAACGCACAUAGGUGCACAAAUUCUUCGACUUGUGUCAAUAUGAUGGGCUGGUAUUAUUGCAAGUGCAAACCAGGAUAUGAAGGCCCUGUACCAGAUAAUAAUCUUGGUACUUCUUGUAUAGAUAUUAACGAAUGUGACGAGUCACGUCAUACCUGUCACUCGACAGCUCAGUGCAUCAACAAGGAUGGCGGAUUCGAAUGCGCAUGUCCAAGUGGAUCCGCAGACUGUCGGUACAGCUGUAUAUUCGAAGAUGCCGAGGUUGCACAUGGCGUUAGUGUUUUAUCAAAAUUUAACCCUUGCUUAAGCUGUAGCUGUCAUAAGGGAGUAAUUACCUGCGAAAAACCAAAAUGUGACUGUAGCAAACCGCGUGCCGACCAUUGCUGUCCGCAGUGUGAUUCCCGAUAUGCUUGCAAACAUCAGGAGUUAAAUGAUGUUAUUUUUAUGCAUGGUGAAAAAUGGUCUUACCAAUGCCAAACUUGUGAGUGUCUCUACGGCGAGAUUGACUGCUGGGAACUAAAAUGUCCUCCACUUAUCUGUUCCAACCCCAUUCACUCGCCUGGGGAUUGUUGUCCCCAUUGCGGUGACCUCUGCUCCCUGGGGGGUAAUUACUCCUUAGGAUUGGGAAGAAAUUGCACUUUUAAAGAUGUUUUAUACCCGUCAGGUUCGGAUUUCUUAGAUCCGCAAGAUCCAUGUACCACUUGCAAGUGCAAGGACGGGGAGCUAUGCUGCAAUUUUAAUUACCAUUGCGGCGACUCUUCACCACGACCGAUGGGCUAUGACGGACUGGUUGCGUCCAAUAGCAAUGGGCCUGUAUCUCUUGUAUCGACAAAUAGUCCCGAUCAAUUGGCAACGACUCGCCAGAGCACUAGCACGAGCGCUGUCCGACGACCGAGACACUCUCCUUACCUUAAUUUACCUGCAACACCUCAAAUCGUAUCUGCGACAACUAAACCUCCUAAACACAUUAUCAAACGUAGCGCCCGUAUCGGUAGAUUUACGCGUAAUUCAGCUACGGCUAGUCAUGAACUUUCAAAGUAUGGUAGCGGUACUGACUUGUUUAGUGUUAGAUCCAUGGAAAGUGGCGACAAUUAUAGACAAUUCAAAAAAAUGUUACCCCCGGGUGGCUGAAGCCGGUCCCGAACAACUUAGGGGGAAAACAUUGUUAGGUGUUUCGUAGCAGGAAGUAUUCUGACGCAAAUAAUGGGUUCUCUUGGUCAAUUUUUGACAAUUGUUAGGGAGAAAAGGCUGAAAUGAGUAUUAUAACUAUUACUAAUUAUUACGCAGAAAAUUGUUUCUUAAAAAAAAAUAGCCAAUUUCGCAGAUUAUAGGUUAAUAAUAUUUUGCCCCCAAGUGGGUGUUGUUGAACUGAGCGUUUUAGUAGUGGUCGCUUGCCUAUGUGUCCAAAUAAGAUUUAUGCUGUUCGAUAUCAACGAAAUAAUAUCAUGUAAAUAGCUUUCCUAAUAAAAGCGUUCGUAAAGGGUUUUAAAUUAAUUCAUUAAUUUACAUUUUAAAAUAUAAUCAUAGCACUUAACUAUUUAGGAUUUAAGAAUAAAACACUAAUUGGAUUUUAUAUGCUUUGCAUGAGAGAUACAAUACAAACUUUCCAUUUUCUUAGAGUUCUUAAAGACAAUAAAACACAAUGAUUUCAGUUUGUAUUGGUUAGUCAAAGAUGAUGUGUGUUUCUCCCAUUAGGAGGCAUUAGUAAAUCUAUGGUUAAAAAUAAAACAAAAAAAAUCUUAUAUAAAUAAAAAUACUACUUGAAGGAUGCUCGAAGUUAAAAAUGUGAAAAAAAAAUUUCACCCAGUUUCAAGUAAAUUUAAAUUGGUUGGGCACCAAACUUCUAUGACGAAGUUCAAAUUUUAUAUUCAACUACAAAAUUUUAUAUCAUUUUAUUUCUUAUUAUAAUACACUGUUAUUAUUAUAUUUAUAUAUACUUUCUUAUCUUACUUUAUGUCGUAACUUUUCUAUAUUUUUGUUUUUAAAAAUCUGUCGCAAGUAGUUCCAUUAAUUUUUUUUUUAUUUUUUAGCUAAUUGUUGAUCCUUAUUAAAAGUUUUAAUAAGUAAAGUCCUUUAUGUUUGUUUUUAUUUAAAUAGUUAUUAAUAAUGUGAUUUUUUUGAUUGAUAAGUUUUACUUAUUUAGGUAACUUAUAUUUUUAAGAAUUCCUUUUCUUUAUAACUAUAGGUCUGAUAAUGUCCGUUAGGAGAUGAAACAUGUGUCACCUUUGAGUAAGACACAAUGGUUUUAGUCUAUAAUGGUUAAUCAAAAUUACACGUAUUUUGCCUACUCAAAUGCAUCAUAAUGAUCUAUGAUUAAAAGGAACAGAAAAAGAAACAUGUAUAAAAAAAAACAAAUUAAAUGAUUGUUUUAAGUUAAACGCAAUCUAGUCUAGGUUUGACCGCAGUUUCAAGCAAAUUUAUCGCAAAUUGGUUGGGCAAUAAAUUUCUAAGUCAUGGGUUCAAAUCUUGUAUUUAACAAAAAACUUGUUUACUUAUAAUUUAAUUUUUUAAUAAAAUUUUUCGGAUCACUUUAUAAAAUAACCUCUUUUAUUUGACUAUUUAUUAAAAUAUCUUACCUGUAGUUCAAUAAAUUUUUUCUAAAUUUGUUUUACUGUUUUUCUCUUCAUUUUAACCAUAAAUCCGAUAAUGUCUUCUAAUAGGCGAAACACAUCAAAUAUGAUUCUGAUUAACUAUUUUAAACUUAAAUUAUUACCCCUUGUCGCUUAUUUUAUUUUAAUUUUAUUGUAUUUAAUUUAUUUCCAAAUAAUUGUAAAUUUUAUUUUUUAGAUUUGUUCUAAAUUUAUCUGCUGAUAAUCGACUUGAUUCAUUCUUUUAAUAAAUUAAAGUACUCAUUUUUAAAAUCUGUAAUUUAAAAACUAUUUUCGUUUAAUUUUUUUAAAUUUUAUUUCUAUUUUUAUAUAAACUAGGCACAAAUGUCAUUAACAAUUAAAAUAAAUGUAGCUUAAUUAAUCUUUAAAUAAAGCCAAUUUCUAAAAAUAAAAAAAUUGAUAUUUUAAAUUAUUUUAAUAUAAAUUGAUAGAGCAAUGUAGUUGUUAUUAGAAAACUGUUAAAUAAUCAUAAAUAAAAUCGUUAAAGAUUAUGAUAUAUGCUUAAAUGGGAUAAAUAAUUUUACAAUUAGUUAACGGCUCGAAUAUAGUUAUGACAUAAUGACAAAAAAUUUGUAUUAAUUUAUAUACGAAUCCAAAUUUUACACAAAUAAAAAAAGGUAUAAGAGGCCCUCAAAACUAUUAUUUUACAAAAUAUUUGCAGUAUACCCAUUGUUACUCUAAGCACUUUUAAAAAUGUUUAAUUACCUUUAAAGAUUAUAUUUUGUUAGUAAAUGCAGGCUAAAUCUUGCACAAAUAAAAACAACUAAAGACAAUAAAAAAAUUUAACGGUACUCGAGUCAAACAAGUGAAGUUUUGAAAGAAAAAUUAAAAAUCGUUAAACUCUUGAACAUAAUUAUAGGAUCACUGAAUUGAAUCACUAUAGACCAAAUGUAACAUUUUAGAAACAGUAAACAAACAGACAAAAAACAAUGUCACGGUCUCAUAAGCAAAUUUUAUUGGCUACACGUGUUUCGCCUUAUAAGCAGGGUAUCAUCAAGCCUUAGGACCUACAUAUACACUGUAAAACUAACAAUAAUAUUAAACAAAAAAGUAAAUACAUAAAUAAAACUUAUUGUGUAGCCAAUAAAAUUUGCUUAUGAGACCGUGACAUUGUAUUUCGUUUGUUUACAUUUUGUGUGGUAUCUUGGAAAAAAUAGAUGAGGAUUUUAUGUUUAACAUUUUAGAGUUUUGUGUCUUAGCUGGAAGUUUAUAUUUUUAUUUAUAAGGAGUUUAAAGAUGAUUGCUCUUAAUUGAUCUAUUCUAUAUCUAAACUUUUACUCUGGGUCAUAACUUUGGCUUUAAUAAAUGCAUCACUUGCCUGUAUUCUGAAUUGUGAAAAAUCAGUCUUGCUCAGAAUCAUAAACUUUGAGGCCCAACCUUGUGCUUGUUUCAAUUACGCGAUUCGAUUAUUCAUAUAGAUCGUUUGCAUUAUCCACGAUUAUUACAGUAUCAUUUGCAGGUUCCACUACACAUUGAUAAUUAUGUGAAUGUCUUUACCAUCUAGACCCAGCUCCUUAAUGUUUAGUAUUAGGAGAUUACGUUCUACAUUGUCAAAGGCCCUCUCAUAAUCGCUGAAACAUGAAAACAUCCUUUCUUUCGUCCUGCCAAAUUUGGACCAAGAAAGAGACCUCUGAAUAUCGCUUCUCUUGUUCCACAACCAUUUUUAAACCUAAACUGAAUUCUGCCGCUAGCUUCUUUGCAUUUUUAUAGAGCCUCGUAUGCAAAAUUUGCAGAAACAGCUUCAAGAAAUGGCUCAUUAUAAGCUGGUAAUCUUUACAUGUGUAUUAUCCAUGUCAUAUUCAAAACACAACUUGAUUUCAUGAAGCUUCUGCAAUACACAUUGCUCCAGGGUUACAUUAUCCAAAUGAUGCCAUCUGCAAAAAGUAUUAUAUUUAAUAGUAUUAAUAUUCAACAGAGCAAAAUCAUGGUCCUAAAACUGAGCUUUGAGGGAUAUCUACAAUAAUCUUCUUUCAUUGAUUUCACAGAUUCUAACCAAUAAAUAGUCUUAACCAAUUUAAAAUUUUAACUAAAAUAGAUAACUAUAACAGUUUUCUUAAUUAUCCUAAGUUUUUAUUAAAUUAAAAGAAAAAGUGACUUAUCUCCAUUUAAGUUAUGCAUAAUUUAUAUGUUAUGUUUUUUACUUAUUUGAAGAAAAAAAGCGUAUAUGCUAAGAAAGUGAGUAUCUUACUAUAGUUUUUAAGUAAUAAAAUCGCUUUCCUAAAUAAAUAUAAUAACGUUACAGGAUGAAAAAUAAAAAUAAUAAAAAGUUAAUGUAUAAUAAAAAAAAAUUAAGCCUUAUAGAUAAUAAAAUUAAAUAAAGCAAUUGUUAUAGUUUGAGUUAUUUAAGCAAAUGCUUUUCACUGGGCUUAACUCUGUGAAAAAAAAACAAUUUACUAAAUCUAAGAUCAAAUAAAGGUGUAGCAUAAUACUUAUUUGGAACUAGUAGGUAUGAAAAGGUGUAGAUAGCAAAAUUGGUGCAUUUUACAACGAUUUUUUAUUAAGAUUCUUAACGUAUAGUACAUAAUAUUUGUAGAUAUGCCAUAAAUUAUAAUAAGGUAGUACAUGAAACUAAAUAGAAGAAGCAAAACGUUUGCCAUAUGUCUUAAACUUUUAGUUCCUAGACGACAAAAGAAUUUUGUAAAAAUUAUAAUUUUUUUUUAAUUAGGUGUCUUCGAGGUUAUAAUUAGUUUAGUUUUACGAAUCAAAUAAGAUUUGAAGUAGGUUUAUUUGUAAAAAAUACUUUUUAUAUAGGUCUUGUUCAGUGUUGACUUUUUGUAAUAACUUUGUAUGUUGUAAGUAAUCAAUUUGUGUAAAUAAAUAUUCUUAACUGGAUUUAUUUUAUAAAG